UUGCAAUGAUGAUGACUGUAAAAAUGGCGGAAAUUGUACUGAAUUCGGAAGCUCCACACUAUGUGACUGCCUGCCAGGAACAUCAGGAGAUUACUGUUCUGAAAUUGCGGAUUGCAAGAUAGAUAAUUUUUGCGGUUCCGACAACGAUUCGACGUGCCUGUAUUACAGUUUCCAAAAGAAAGCUGUCUGUCAAUGCUCGAAUAUAAAAAAAAAUUAAUUACAAGGAGAAAAUCUGCAAAGAGUCGUGUUACGAUACUGAGUGCGAAAAUGGUGGUAACUGCACUUUAGAUAGAGAUUACAAAUUCUGUGAAUGCCUGCCAGGAACAACAGGUGACUACUGUUCUGAAAUUACGGAGUGCAAAAAAGAUAAUGUUUGUGCUGCCGACAAACACUCGACCUGUGCGUUUGACACUCUUCAAAUGAAAGCUUUCUGUCGGUGUUCGAAUCCUAUUAAGAAAUUUGAUUACAAGGAUCAAAUUUGCAAAGAACCGUGUCAAGAAGGUGAGUGCAAAAAUGGUGGUAAUUGCACCGAACACGGAGAUUCGAAAUAUUGUGAAUGCCUACCAGGAACCACUGGAGACUUUUGCUCUGAAAUUACGAAAUGCAAGAGCGAGAAUUUUUGUGGCAUCGACGAAGAUGCUAUGUGUGCGUACGAUACUCUGCGAAUGGAGGCUACCUGUCAAUGUUGGUAUUCUAGUAAACAAUUUGAUUACGAGAAGAAACUCUGCAAAGAACCAUGUCAAGAAAAUGACUGUCAGAAUGGCGGAAAUUGCACAGGACACGGGGAUUUCAAAUUCUGUGAAUGUCUGCCAGGAACAGCUGGCGAUCAUUGCUCUGAAAUUACGGAAUGCAAGAAAAAGAAAUAUUGUGGUACCGAUAUAUACUCGACGUGUACGUAUGAUACUCUUCGAAUGGAAGCUGUGUGUCAAUGCCUGUAUCCUCGUAAGCAAUUUGAUUACGAGGAGGGAAUCUGCAGAG
Molecule: messenger RNA, 978 nt
Organism: Stegodyphus dumicola
Lineage: Eukaryota; Metazoa; Arthropoda; Arachnida; Araneae; Eresidae
Source: RefSeq, a predicted model, not a curated record